This is a messenger RNA of Naegleria lovaniensis, 1353 nucleotides long. RefSeq lists its product as uncharacterized. Gene Ontology annotation, cellular component: Ino80 complex; NSL complex; MLL1 complex. Gene Ontology annotation, molecular function: G-quadruplex RNA binding. Gene Ontology annotation, biological process: positive regulation of transcription by RNA polymerase II. The record is from RefSeq and is a predicted model, not a curated record. Lineage: Eukaryota; Heterolobosea; Eutetramitea; Acrasida; Naegleriidae. The transcript has a single exon. Bases 1 to 1353 code for a protein of 450 amino acids.
AUGACUUCUAUCGCUAACUCAUCAACACCUUCGUCGUCAUCAUCAACAAACGGAGCAACAAAUACAGAUUCAUCAUGUACUUCUCGGACUCAUAAAUUAUCCAAAUUUUACAAGUGGUGUCCUCAUGACGAUUAUCUUUUGGUGAAAGCUGUUGAACGAGGAAUGAGUGCAGAGGAAAUUCGUGGUACUAUUAAAUUUGAAAGAGCCUUCACGAUUGAAGAAAUAACACAACGUUGGCUGGCUAUUUUAUAUGAUCCGAUGAUUGCACAAACAACUGCCAAGCAUCUUGUUGUUCUACAAAACCUUAAAAAUUAUAAGAGAGUUCCUUGGUCUUCCGAAGAGAACCAAAUCAUAUUCAAGGAGGCUGAGGUUCAUCAAGACGUUCCACUGAAUUUUGAAUUAAUUUAUGACAAGUACAGAGAUUGUUUUCAUCCUUCUAGAUGCCCAAAAACGUUGGAGGCUCACUAUCAGAGAAUGAGACGAAAAGGAAUAAUAAGAGAACAUUUGGCAAAAUCAGGAGGGACUUUAGCUAGUACUGCCGUCCCUCAAGCAAUCUCAAGUACAAGCGCAAAUGUCGGAGACGAUAUGGAUGAAGACUUUUAUGAAAACAAGUCCUUCUCGGAUGUAGAAAAGGAAAUUUUGAAUGCUCCUCUUUCCAAUGACUUGGAAAUGAGAGCACAAAAUAUGUACACUAUUGAAAACAAGGUAGCAGAAAAGAAUGAGUUAAAGAAAAUUCAUAAAAUGGAGAAGGAAAGCGAUGUGGAUGAAGAGGUUAAAGAUGCUAAGAAGAUUAAGUUGAAUUUAACAGAGGAAGAUGUUAUUGCUAUAUUUGAUGGUAUGCAAACAAAACUCCCUGUUCGUAAAUCUAUAUCAGUAAUUGGAAGGAAAAAUUCGAGUCAUCCUGUUGAUAUUGAUCUAAGCAUGGAGUCUGAAGACAUUGGAAAGAUAUCUAGAAAACAAGCCAUUUUAACUCUAACUUAUUCUAUCGAAGAAAAACCAGCUGUAAAGACAAUUGUGGCAACAGGACAAUCAGAUAAUAAUUUGGAACGUAUUGCAGAAGUUGAAGAUUUGUCAGGCUCUGUUGACGAAUCUAAUAGCAAGCGCGUCAUGUUUAACUUUAUCCUUAAAAAUGUUGGAAAGAGAAGCAUAUUAGUGAACGGACAACCUGUCGAAAGUGGCUGUGAAGCCGCUGUUCCUCACCAAUCGCUUGUGCAAUUUCCUGGAGGAUUGAAGUUUGUUUUCAAAUGGAUCACUAGUGGCUGUGAAAGAUGGUAUCAAUUCAAUAAGGCAUCACUGGAGAGCAACGCAAACACCUUGCCAACAAGUGCCAGCGAGGACAAGAUGAUUGAAUAA